Molecule: messenger RNA, 1353 nt
Organism: Durusdinium trenchii
Lineage: Eukaryota; Dinophyceae; Suessiales; Symbiodiniaceae
Source: the annotation of a GenBank genome assembly
AUGGCGCCCAGAAUCGCAGAUGACCAGCAAACAAGACUGUCAAUGGGCACACCAAUGAAGUCAAGUGCCGGAAGUGCGUUGCAGUCCUUAAUGAGCAAGGGAGCUAAGUCAAACUCCCCAAGUCCAAGUGGGAGUCCCAAAAUGCAAGGUGGUGAGACCGGCAACAGGCCCAAAGUGGCCACGGACCAAAAAACUGUCGUAUCCAGUGCGACACAACUCAAAGCAACUUCAAAGGCUGGUGCCUUGCUGUCCUCUUUGGUGACCAGCCCAAAGGCAAAGGCAGCUCCCAAGGAGGCGGAAUCUGCAAGGCCAACGCACAGCGACCGAGCUCUGGAAGAAGCCGAGGCAAAGGUUCCUCUGCUGGGAUCUGGCGAUGGAGCUGUUGGACUGGUCGCGAGCACGCAGGCUUCACCCACCCAAUGGCCUGCAAGUCAAAGUGUGGAAGCUCCGCAUUCAGAUUGCUCCCGCGCUCUUUCUGUGGCUGGCGCCAUUUGUCUUUUGCUCCUUGUGGUUGUAGUGGCAGGGAUCGUGUUUCUGGUCAAGCCACAAGCACACCCACACCAUACUCAGGGCAGCUUGCGCAAAGAAGGACAUGAGGCAGCGUCAACAUCUCAACGACCUGUGGUCUCGACACGAAGCGAGGCUCCACGUGAAACCAAACCUACGGCGAAAGAAGCUGUGAUCAAAGAUCAGGAUCAGGUGAGAGAUUCCCGCAGCUCAACCACUACAUCAUCUCUUUGGGGUGAGAAGGAAAAUGAAAGAGCAGAGCUCCAGCGAAACGAGCAUAUCGAGAGCCAGAAUUCUCAGGCUGCGGAAGCCUUCGACAAGGCAGUCGCUCCGUUGAUUGCAGAUAUUGGCGAGGCAAAGCAUGCCCUCAGCGAAGGCUAUGAUUGUGAGGAUGAGAAGGGGCUCCGUGCCAAUGAGUGGUCAUCGGAGCACAUUGAGUAUUGCUGUGUGAACAACGACGUCGGAUGUGAUGCCCUGCCUUCGGCCAACUGCGACAGCCCUGAAGCGAUCACAGACUGGACUGGUUGGACAGAAUCCUGCAACGAGUGUGGAGGGGGACGCAAGUAUCGGUAUCGCAGGUGGCGGCCCGCUUUCAGACACUGUGAUGCCGCAAAUUUGCCAAGGCAUGUCCACUUCAGAGAUGAAGAACCUUGCCACGAGGUUGAUGUCAAUAAGUUUGUGUUGGAAUGGUCACACUGGGGACAAUGCAGUGUGAGCUGCGGCUACGGCUAUCGCGAACGGGUUCGAGAGAUGACGAAGCUGGCCUUUCAAUGCCAUUUGGAUGGAGCAUUUCCCUUGAAGGGGACAGUGCCAUGUGAACGACCGCCGUGCAUGCACAGCCAAUGA